Messenger RNA from Rasamsonia emersonii CBS 393.64, 975 nucleotides. RefSeq names its product FK506 suppressor Sfk1. The record is from RefSeq and is a predicted model, not a curated record. NCBI's taxonomy places the organism in Eukaryota, Fungi, Ascomycota, Eurotiomycetes, Eurotiales, Trichocomaceae. The transcript has 6 exons. The annotation marks the transcript as partial. Gene Ontology annotation, cellular component: plasma membrane.
GUGUGCCUUGGCAGAUGGCUGAAAAAGUGUAACAAAACAGCUGAAGACCUGAAGAUGGUCCUGGUGGCUUUGACUGCUGUAUGCAACUUCGUCGGGUUCGCUCAAAGGGCACAGCCAGCUGACAAUUUAUACUUACAAUUAGCCAUGCUGGUCGCAAUGCUGGGCACAUGGGCUGCUCAGGGGACGCCGCACUACCACAACAUGUCUCACCGGCAGACGAUCGCCUUUAUUUCCGACAUUGGCGCCGAAGGUCUGAAACCCCUCUUCAUCGCCGGAAGCACCGUCACCGUCGUGUUCCUUGAUCUGGCCUUCCUGUCGGAGCGCUGGCUGCGACACCGGGGAGUGUUGGCGCGGAAUAAGGGGUUCUUCGACAAGUUCUGCUCUGUGGCGUCCAUCUUCUUUUCGAUCGCGGGCGCGCUCGGGCUGAUCCUGCUGUCGAUCUUUGAUACGGUGAAUCACCCGCAUUUACACGAUGGAUUCCUUAUCAUGUUCAUGGUUGGCUACCUGAUCAGCGCCAUCUUUAUCUGUUUAGAGUACCUGCGACUAGGCAUGGCCUACCGCAGGUUGCAUAUCAUUCUGUUUGUUAGCUUCUGGAUCAAGCUCGGGUUUAUCGUCGUCGAGGUGGCCCUUUCCAUCGCAUUUGGGGUGUUGAUGAAGCACUCGCAUCGUAAAAAUGUCGCGGCGGUUCUGGAAUGGGUUAUCGCCCUGAUUUUCACUUUCUACGUCCUCUCGUUCGUGAUUGACUUAUUACCGGCCGUCCGCACGCGGCGCCAUGUGCCACAAGGAGAGAAGACCCUCCAGAUGGCCAACGCUACGCCCAGUUCCACUACCGGCGCUCUUCCUGCCGUCAGUGGCCGUCAACAAGACGUCACCUACGAGCAGCCAUUGACGACCGACUCGAUGGGCGAGAAUGCCAACACCUACCGUGGACUGGUGAUCAGCGGACGGCCAGCGGAUGGCACGGGUAGAGUGUAA